GUCCUAUCUAUAGCAGUGCGCAAGCCGAUUUGAAAGAGCCAUCACUUGCAUACUUAUAUCCUUGCGUUGUUACAACACACAUUCAACAUUGGCGGGACUUCAUUCGGCCGAAAUGGCUUCUACCAAUCUUCUCUGGAUAAAUCCGACAACCUCUACUGUGCCUUUCGAUCGCGCUAAAAUAAGACGUGAAGUUAUGCAAAAAGUAGCUCAGAAGCGGAAAAGACAACCAAAGCACCAGCAUCCUAACAGCCGACAAAUUCCUGUUUUUAUAGCCGACGAAGAUUUUAGUGGUAGCGCGACUGAUCGGAGGCAAACCGAAAUAGUUGAUGUGACCAGGAUUCCUGCUAUAACCAGCUAUGAUGAUGUCUGCUUGCGGGCAGAUGUAGCAUUUUUGCACACUGUCAGUCCGGCUUAUCCGAUAAUGCUCGCCAAAACAAAUCUACGUUUCCUGGAUCUAUCGCUACUGGCUUCAGUUGGAGUUGGUCGGUAUACUGGGCAAAGGCUUCUCGAAAAUCCUCAAAGCAUUACCCAUUUCUUUGAAGGAAAGAAUUGGUCAUACUUCCGUUAUAUCCCUUUACAAUACGAUCAAAGCGUCUUAAUACGCAGUGCUACGGAUUGUGUUCUAGCUCGCGUUAGAUGCUUGCUUACGCCUGAUGACAAGCAAUGGGAGCUACUCGCUCUUUCGAAAUAUUCGAUGGCGCUAUCAAAAUUACAAGAUGCGAUUCACUCUGCUUCUCAGCAUAUCGCAACUGAGGUGCUCUGCGCCACGCAAAUUCUAGGCCUGUAUGAACUGCUCAACCCUAGUCGGGAGAAUGCCUGGAUAAAGCACACCGCGGGAGCCACGUACAUAAUAAAGUUGCGGGGCCCACACAGCUAUAACUCCGAGUUUGAGAAAAGUCUCUUUAUGGGACAUGUAGGACCAAUGGCAACAGAAGCAAUACUCAAUAAUGAAGCCUGCUUCCUCGAACACCCAGCAUGGAGAGCAGUGCUUCAAUCAAUCAUCACGGACGAUCCCCUUGUACCAGAAAGAAGUACCAUGGUCAUCUCUAUGGUGUCGAUCUUUGUCACUAUCCCCACCCUCUUUAAAGAGUUUACUGACGUGAUUUGCCAUAACCCCAACCAACCACUUAAACCAAUCACAGAGCUCAUAUCUCGAGCCCAGAAACUUCGAGCAUCUCUACAAGACUGGUACGGCACCUAUAUUCAACCAAGUGGGAUGUCGGUGAAUGAUCCACCAUUUGGAAAUAUGUAUUACGAUGCGUUGAUUAUUUAUUACAUCUGCAUGAUAUACAGUGACCGGCUGAAUACGUGCAUUCAUUUACAGGAGACCCCAGGUAUAUACGACAUGGAGGAAGAAUGUCAAUGGUUUGCGAGCAUCAUCGUAUCGCUACACAAUAGGGAAGAAUCAUACUCUAACCGCCAGGGAUCAUUGCUAUUGGCUCAAAAGUUACCUAUUGCUGAAGCGACUAUUGAAUCUGGACAUGCGUGGAAAAUGCAGCUGAGUCUUGGCAAUGACCAGGAUCGCGUUUUCAAAAUGCCCAGAGAAACAUUUGACCACUGGUGCAAGCUCUUUGGGAGAAGAACUAUAUAAUAAUGAGAGCUGAUUUAUUACGUGAAUAAAAAAUUUAUUUAUUCCUUG
Messenger RNA from Trichoderma harzianum CBS 226.95, 1639 nucleotides. RefSeq lists its product as hypothetical. Lineage: Eukaryota; Fungi; Ascomycota; Sordariomycetes; Hypocreales; Hypocreaceae. The record is from RefSeq and is a predicted model, not a curated record. Bases 113 to 1591 code for a protein of 492 amino acids. The transcript has 3 exons.